Puccinia graminis f. sp. tritici CRL 75-36-700-3 is the source of this 963-nucleotide messenger RNA. RefSeq lists its product as uncharacterized. Lineage: Eukaryota; Fungi; Basidiomycota; Pucciniomycetes; Pucciniales; Pucciniaceae. The transcript is spliced from 3 exons. The record is from RefSeq and is a predicted model, not a curated record. Bases 1 to 963 code for a protein of 320 amino acids.
AUGGUGUCAAACUCACUUCAAGUUCAAUCGGCCUGGCCUUCUGCAACCAAUCACACAACGCGCUCGGUGAGAUCGAUCCUAUCCUCCCUCUCCUCCCCCAGUACUCGUGCCAACUCAAUCCUAGCACACCCAGAUCCCAUCAGGAUUGCCCUCCAGCCGGCCAGCACUAGUCACAGUGGCCAUCAAUCAAAGGAUGCAGGCGAUCAACAGACGACUGUCAAGCAAGACCCAGUCACUCAGGAAACAUCCUCUUUCCCUUCAGCUUCAGUGCCACCCUCCUCAGAAAUCUCCAGCGCGCUUUCCAGAGCACUGUCGACUACCCUCUCCAGAUCAUUCAGUCGGACUACUCAUACUAAUAAUACGAGUGCUCAUCAACAUCCUCUCAAGAAAUGGCUAGUCUCCAAGUAUCCACAAGGUUCAUCCCCCUCUUCCACCACCGCUGCAAAUAAUAACAAUAAUAAUAACCAGCAUCACACUCAUUCCUCAACUGAUCACCCUCAAAAGUCGAUCCUCAAGAAGAAGAAGUCUGCCCCGUCGAGCCAAUUCGGGAUCGGCAGCGGGAUCGGCUCGACUGACCAGCCGAUGAAGAAACAUCCUACCUCGACCUCCUUCCUCAACCUGAUCAACAAGAAACAUCACACCAAGUUCCUCGAUCCUCUCCCCCAUCCUGAUCAGCUUGAUCAGCACGACGUGCUGAUGAAAUCGAGAAGCCACUCGAUCAUCCAGGCCGAUCGGGCCCACUUCCUCGUCGUCCCCAAGAUACUCACCUCCGCCAAUCAUCACGAACAGCAGAAACCCAUUCCAAACCAGGGUGGAACUCCCUCUCCUCAUCCUUCACCACAUCCAACCGACCUCCAUCAACUGCAUCCUCCCCUGCCCCCUGCUCUUCCUCAAUUUCUUCGCAACCAGUCUUCCUUCUACUUCAACCAUCAGCUGUCUGAUGACUCAGGGAGAGCCUGUUGA